AUGGAUGAGACACUAGACAAUUUUGCAAAUGCUUCUUCCGACUUCCCCGAUUUUGCAGCGCAUUUUGGAAAUUGCACUGAUGAAAAAAUCCCGCUGAAGAGGCACUACCUCCCGGUUAUUUAUAGCAUCAUCUUCCUGGUGGGCUUUCCAGGGAAUGCAGUAGCAAUUUCCACGUACAUUUUCAAAAUGCGGCCCUGGAAAGGCAGCACCAUCAUUAUGCUGAACCUGGCCUGCACAGACCUGCUCUAUCUAACCAGCUUCCCUUUCCUGAUUCACUACUAUGCCAGCGGCGAAAACUGGAUCUUUGGGGACUUCAUGUGCAAGUUCAUCCGCUUCGGCUUCCAUUUCAACCUGUAUAGCAGCAUACUCUUCCUGACCUGUUACAGCAUCUUCCGAUACUUUGUGAUCAUUCACCCCAUGAGCUGCUUUUCCAUUCACAAAACUCGAUGGGCCGUGGUGGCCUGUGCUGUGGUGUGGGUCAUUUCACUGGUGGCCGUCAUUCCCAUGACCUUCCUGAUCACAUCAACCACCAGGACCAAUAGAUCGGCCUGCCUUGACCUCACCAGUUCAGAUGACCUCGCCACUAUCAAGUGGUACAAUCUAGUUUUGACGGCCACUACUUUCUGCCUUCCCUUGGUGAUAGUUACACUUUGCUAUACAAUGAUUAUCUGCACCCUAACGCAAGGACCUCAGACUCGCAGCGGCCUUAAGCAGAAAGCUAGAAGGCUAACCAUUCUGCUGCUCCUCGUGUUUUAUAUAUGUUUUUUACCCUUCCACAUCUUGAGGGUCAUUCGAAUCGAAUCUCGACUGCUUUCAACCAGCUGCUCCAUUGAGUAUCAGAUCCAUGAAGCCUACAUUGUUUCCAGGCCGUUAGCUGCCCUGAACACCUUUGGUAACCUGUUACUGUAUGUGGUGGUCAGUGACAAUUUCCAGCAGGCCAUCUGCUCGAUGGUGCGAUGCAGAGCCAGUGGGGACCUAGAACAAGUGAAAAAAAUCAGUUACUCAAACAACCCUUGACAUACUUCAUUUAGUCAACCAAGAAGAAAAGCCUGCUGAUAUUUUAGCUUCCGGGAAGUCCAGAAUAGCUCCCCGAGUAGUUCUCAGGAAACAUCGUGUGCGGUAAUUCCGUGCCAAAGCCAGGGCAGGACUACAGGGAGUUCCUUGUAACCCAUUUAUUGAGGUCUUCCGUAAGGCAGAGAUAAGAAUGGAAUAUAUGCGUAUCAGUAGCAGAUUCACAUGUAGGAUCCAAACUAUUAGAAUUCAGGGACAUCCUGCAAAACAUCUACUCUUAAGACACCAGGGUGCCUCAGUUGGUUGG
This is a messenger RNA of Hyaena hyaena (striped hyena), 1318 nucleotides long. RefSeq names its product oxoglutarate receptor 1 (gene OXGR1). Bases 1 to 1017 code for a protein of 338 amino acids. The record is from RefSeq and is a predicted model, not a curated record. Gene Ontology annotation, biological process: G protein-coupled receptor signaling pathway. The transcript has a single exon. Gene Ontology annotation, molecular function: G protein-coupled receptor activity. Lineage: Eukaryota; Metazoa; Chordata; Mammalia; Carnivora; Hyaenidae. Gene Ontology annotation, cellular component: plasma membrane.